This is a messenger RNA of Rotaria sp. Silwood1, 1065 nucleotides long. The record is from the annotation of a GenBank genome assembly. NCBI's taxonomy places the organism in Eukaryota, Metazoa, Rotifera, Eurotatoria, Philodinida, Philodinidae.
AUGAAAGCUGCCCGUUAUCAUGGUGCAAAAGAUAUACGUGUAGAAGAAACAUCUAUUCCUUCUGUCAACAAAAAUCAAGUUAAAGUAGAAGUAAAAUAUGUUGGUAUCUGUGGAACAGAUUUACAUGAAUAUUUACAUGGUCCAAUGAUAAUUCCCAUGAAAGAACCUUAUCCAUUAAAUGGACACUGUGGUGUAACAACAAUGGGACAUGAAUUUUCAGGUGUAGUUGUUGAAGUAGGAGAUGAUGUUCACAGUGAUCGUGUCAAGCCAGGUGAUCGUGUUGUAGUAGAACCAAUUUUUAGAAAUCCAGAUAGUGUCUUUACAGCAAAAGGUGAAUAUAAUCUAUCAGAGCCAAUUGGUUUUAUUGGUCUGACGGGAAAUGGUGGAUUUGCAAAAUAUGCAGUUGUUGAAGAUUAUAUGAUACAUAAAAUACCGGAUAGUGUCAGCUUUGAACAAGGUGCACUGGUAGAACCUGCUGCUGUGGCUGUGCAUGCCGUUAAAACUAGUGAUUUACAACUAGGCGAAACAUGUGUAAUUUUUGGUGCUGGUCCAAUUGGUCUACUAUGUCUUCAAGCUGCAAUGGCUGCCGGUGCUGCUCGUACCGUUGUUGUAGACAUUGCCGAGAAACGUCUUGAGAAAGCACGUGAACUAGGUGCUACAUUAAUUAUCAAUGGUAAGGAGGAAAAUAUUUCGCAACAAAUUAAAGCCUUUACUGGUGGUCUUGGUGCCGAUGUUUAUCUUGAUGCAGCCGGUGUACAAUCAACAUUUACAACAGGUAUCGCAUCUUUGAGAAACGGUGGUAGAGCUAUAUUGGUUGCAAUAUUUGGAAAACCAGUAGCAUUGGAUGCUAUGGAUCUUGUCAUGCGUGAAAUAACUAUCAAGGGAAUUGUUUGCUAUCGACAUAUAUUUCCAGAGGUAAUUAAACUUAUUGAUAGUAAACAAAUGGAUGUUGAACGGCUCAUUACAAGAAAAAUCAAGUUGAAUGAUAUUGUCAAAGAUGGAUUUGAAGCUUUAGUAUCUGAUCCUUCGGAAAUUAAAAUUUUAAUUGACAUUGGUUCUAAUUAA